Ochlerotatus camptorhynchus is the source of this 1103-nucleotide messenger RNA. It is a transcript of the gene KFase, whose product is annotated as kynurenine formamidase. The coding region runs from base 164 to 1057 and encodes 297 amino acids. The record is from RefSeq and is a predicted model, not a curated record. NCBI's taxonomy places the organism in Eukaryota, Metazoa, Arthropoda, Insecta, Diptera, Culicidae. Gene Ontology annotation, molecular function: lipase activity; arylformamidase activity. The transcript has 3 exons.
CUGCCGAACUCUCUCCUAACGAGCGAUACAUCAAUCUUUUAGUGAUAAGGUUUUCUUUUUGUCGCAAAGCACCACUAGAAGUGAUCACACUUGAAAAUUGCAACCACAGUGAGUUGUACACGGUCGGUCGACAAGAUUGGAUGCUGUUUAAAUUUUUGGUGCCAUGAUUCCAACUGCUGAGCAAAUUGCACUGUGGGAGAAGGAAUACUCUCCUAGCGAAUGGAGUAAACGGUUUUCCACGGCAGCCGAGGUCAUAGACUUCCACUUGAAGUUGGUUACCGACGUGAGCGACAAAAAUAGGAAAGAGCUCAACUGCGAACUGGACGUAGAAUAUGGUAGUGACGACAGCGAGAAAUUUGAUAUCUACGGUGACGAUCUACCGGAAGAUGCACCCCUGUUCGUGUACGUUCACGGUGGUUAUUGGCAAAUGUUGAACAAAAAGGAUUCCGCCUACAGCGUUAAGCCACUCGUUCAGAAAGGCUAUCGAGUGAUUGUACUGGACUACGAGCUAUGUCCAAAAAUAACACUGGAAGAGGUAGUGAGGCAAAUGAAAUGCGCCGGCGAAUAUAUUCUCAACUACGCGGAGGAAAAUCGUGUCAAACACAUUUCAUUCGCUGGUCAUUCCGCUGGGGCACAUCUGUUGGCAGCCAUGCUCGACCGUACCUUCGUUGCUACUGUUGGAGACGAAAUUCAGCUCGUAAAACAUGUCUAUCUAAUAUCUGGAGUGUUUCGCUUGGACGAGUUGCGCUUCACCAAAGCUGUAAACGAGAACAAUUUGCUUUCUUUGAAUGACGAAAACGUUACGGAUCUUUCGCCGGUAACCAUCGAUUAUCAACACUUGUCUGGCUGCGGUAUGAAGUUUCAUGUAUAUGUUGCUGAAAAUGAGAGCAACGUGUUCAAACAAAUGUCGGAGGAUUUGCACAAACAUCUAAACAAAUUUGGAAUCGCAAGUUCUUUGCACAUUUUACCCGACUUGGACCACUUCGAUAUUGUAGAGAAGCUCGCAGAUAGGGAUUACGCAAUUACAAGUGAAAUACUUAACAACUUUGAAUCGUAACACGGUAUGUGAUUUGAAGGAAACGAUUUGAUAAACAGUCAAUAAA